UCCGCCGCAACCCAAACCCCCACAGCCGGAGCUCGCCGUAAGAUCGGAGUCGCCAUCGAUCUCUCCGAGGAGAGCGCUUUCGCCGUCCGCUGGGCCGUAGAUCACUACAUCCGUCCCGGAGACGCAGUUGUCCUCCUCCACGUCUCCCCUACCUCCGUCCUCUUCGGCGCCGAUUGGGGACCUCUCCCUCUCAAAACCCAGCCUCCUCUCGAAGAUCCAUCAGCUCAAUCGCAGCAAUCGCAGCCAAGUCAGGAGGAUUUCGACGCUUUCACUUCAUCCAAAGUGGCGGAUCUCGCCAAGCCGCUGAAGGAGAGUGGGUUCCCGUAUAAGAUCCAUAUAGUAAAGGAUCACGAUAUGAGGGAGAGAUUGUGCCUUGAGAUCGAGAGGCUUGGCCUGAGCGCUGUGAUCAUGGGAAGCAGAGGUUUUGGCGCUGAGAAGAGGGGAAGCGAUGGCAAGCUUGGCCAGGUGUUGUUGUUGAUGAUGAAGACGUUGAUGAGGCUACUACUAAGCCCGUUGCUCAUCAUGAACACAUCAAAGAUGAGUAACGCUUCUUUGGGAUCUGGUCAGGAUCGUGAUCUUUACAGCACCCAGGUACACAACAGAAAAGAAGUAGGAGUUGUAGCGUGGUCAGAGGAGGAGUGUCUUGUGUGUUCUAUCUUUAGCUAUCACUAUAUGUAUGUUUGA
Molecule: messenger RNA, 684 nt
Organism: Microthlaspi erraticum
Lineage: Eukaryota; Viridiplantae; Streptophyta; Magnoliopsida; Brassicales; Brassicaceae
Source: the annotation of a GenBank genome assembly